UAAGAUGGUGAAUGACCAACUAUCGGAACUUGUCAAGCAACCUUGCUCGUUAUCGCAACAGUACGCAGGGAAAAAAUAAAAUUAGCAACAAAAGCAUAUUUAGCAUCCAAGUAACUGUGCUAAACGCCGCUGAUAUUGCUUUUUUUUGGCUAAAAUAAUUGGCCAGCCGAGCAGCAGAAGCGCCCGCCACGCGAUUCGGGACAUUGGAGCGUCGGAAAAUCGGAAUAUAGCCCCCAGAGCACACCACAGCUCAGCAUAGUAGCACGGGCCAGGGAAAGGAAAGGCACGGCACGGCACGGCAAGGCAAGGCAAGGCACGAAAGGGAAAAGGAAAAGGGAAAACGCAGCAAACGCCACUGGUUAAAGAGUUCUUGUGAUCUGGUCCUGGUGCUGGCAAUUGGAUUGGCUAUAGCUUGCUCCCCGAUCCCAACCAAACCGAUCCGAUCUAUUAUGAAUAACAAUAGCAAGCGGAAAACCCGACCUAGCGGCGGUGGUGGUGGCGGCAGCGGUGGAGGUGGCAGUGGCGGCGGCGGUGGAGGAGGAGGAGGAGGUGGCGGCGGCGGUGGAGCCAGCGGCGGCAUCUCAAGAUAUAACUCCAACGACAAUAGCCUGAGGCCGGCCAAUAACAAGGCGGGUGCAGGAUCAGGAGGCGGUAACGGAGGCGGAACAGUGCGUCCGGUGGCGCAGGGCGUCUACAACAACGCAUAUUUUAUGCACUCGGCCACGGCGCUGGUCGGUAGCGUGGUUGAAGUCCGCCUGCGGUCGGGCAACAUUUACGAGGGCGUAUUCCGCACAUUCUCUGGCAGCUUUGACAUCGCACUGGAGCUACCGGCGUGCAUUAAGUCCAAGAAUCUGCCGGACGAGGGUAAAGUACCCAAACACAUCAUAUUCCCGGCCGACACUGUGGUGACCAUCGUGGCCAAGGACUUUGAUUCGCAGUACGCCACUGCUGGCGGCUUUCAGACGGAUGGCGCCAUCUCUGACAAGUGCAACGGUGCGCGUCUUGACGAAAAGGAGCUGGAACCUUGGGACUCUGGCGCCAAUGGCGGCAUUGACAUAGAAUUAGAUACCGUUGCCAACGGCUGGGACCCCAACGAGAUGUUCCGCAAGAACCAGGACACAUUCGGAGUAACUUCGACGUUCGACGACUCCCUGGCCUCGUAUACCGUGCCGCUGGACAAAGUCGACUCGCAGGAGUACAAAGACGCAGAGGCCAAGGCUGAAGCGCUGGCCGCUGAGAUUGAGAACAAUCCAAUGUGCCGCGAUCGUUUGGAUCUGGAGAAUGGUGACGAGGAGGCGCUCUUUGCCGCCGUGGAGAGGCCCUCGGAUCAGGACCAUCGCAACGAUCGGGACAGGGAAAGAGAGCGGGAGCGCGAGGAUCGCGACAGGGACCGUGAUCGUGAUCGUGGCAACAAGUCGCGUGCCAACGACUUCCAACUGAGGGAGACCAUGAGCAGUGACCGCUACAUCACGAAGCAGACGCGCGUCUCCGGACCGCAACUAUUGCAUUUGGGCAUGUCAUCCCAGGGAGGUGGCGGUGGUGGUCGCGAUCGCGGGGAUCGCGACGUGAUGAUGCAAGGUGGCGGCAUGGCUGGCGGGGCUGGCCAAGGCGGCUCUACGCAGUCCACGGCAGCUCUGAUACUGGCCGGUGGACUGAAGGGCUCGGGACCAGCCGCGUCGGCCAAUGCGGCCACGGACACGUCCAGCAAGUAUGGCGGCGGUUCGAUGGUGAAGCGCAAGACAGUACCACAGGGUGGCAAGGGCGGCAAUGGGAACUCGGUGGGCCAAAACAAGGGCUACCAGCAGUCGAUGGGCAUGCAGAAUCAGUACUCGUACCAGGGUAACUCCCAGAUAAUGCAUGGCUCCUCUCAAUAUAGAAACCAAUCUCACAUGGGCGGCGCAUCCAAGCUUAAUGGCGACUCGAAUGCCAACAAUAACAAGCCACUGCCCCAGCGACCGAUGCGCCAGUAUCCGGUGUCGCAGAGCAACUCCUCGCUUAACUACAGCGGGGAGAAUCAGACGAUUGGCAAGCCAAUGCACGGCCAUCCGGGCCAGAACAGCAAUUCGCCGCCACUGCAGACUGGUGGGCAGCAGCAGCAGCAACAGCAGGCCCCGCAACAGCAGCCCCAACAGCAGCAACAGCCGCCGCUGCAGCAGCAGCAGCAGCACCAGAAUAUACAGGCCCAGGGCCAGAACACACAACCGGCGCGUCAGCGGACGCGUGAUACCCAAAUGCAGGAGCUGCGCCAGUUUGGACAGGACUUUACACUGGCGCCGAACAAUAAUUCGCCGCCGCAACAGCAGCAACAGCCACAGCAGCAGCAGCAGCCACAACAACAGCAGGCACAGCAGCAACAGCGUGCUCUGCAGCAAUCAGCAUCGCCGCCACAACAGCAGCAGACGCCACAACAGCAGCAGCCACAGCACGUUCCCAUGCAGACCCAAGUGCCUCCGCCGCAUUUGCAACAGCAACACUUUGUGCCUCAGCCGCAGCCCCAGCAGCUGCCGCCGCUCCAGCCGCAGCAUGUGCCCCAUCACUUGCAGCAGAAGGGUCAACAGCAACAGCAACAGCAGCAGCAGCAACAACAGCUGGUCGAGAGCCAGCAUCAGCAUGUGGCCAAGCAGCAACAGCAGCAGCAGCAGCCACAACUGGUCCAAGAUCCUUUACAGCAGCCGCAGACCAUCUACCAUGCAAUGCCACCGCCGCAGACCUCGCCGGUGGUUCUUGCCUCGCCCGUAUUGCUGGAGCAGGCGCCACCACCCCCGCAGCAACCUCUGCCGGUGUCCACACCCAAACCGGAAGCCUCACCGGCUCCGAGCAGCAACACUACCACGCCCACUGGCAUAGUCAGUACGCCCACGUCGGCGACGAUUGUCAGUGCCGGAUCAGGAUCAGAGAAAUCGACGCCGGCUGCCAGUGCGGCAAGCAGCACGGCGACCGUGACCAGCGGCACCAGCUCCGUUGCCGGAGCACCCAGCGGCACAACCCCGGUGGUUAAGAAGCCCUCAACCCUGAAUCCAUCGGCCAAGCCCUUCACGCCGCGAGGACCCAGCACGCCGAAUCCGUCUCGUCCACAUACCCCACAGCCCUCACAGACGCCGGUGCCGAUGGCGGGCCUGUACGCGACCACGGGUACGCAUGUGCCAGCGGCGGCGGCCAACCAGCCCAUUUACGUGGUGCAGCCCCAGCAUCCGUUCCCGCCUCAAACGCAUCCACAGGCCCAGCCACCACGCCUACGACGUAAUAACUAUGCUCCGAUUCCAUCACAGAUGCAUAUGUCGGCCACCGCGGCCACGGGACAGCCGCUAAUGGCCGCCGGGCCACCGUUUAUUCCGUACGGCCAUGCACCGCCUCAGCAACAUUUCCAAUCGGGGGCAUACGCGCCCAUGCAGAUGCGCGUGUACUCGGACCAGCCGCAGCAGCUGCAGUUCAUGGCGCAAACGCCACAGUCGACCACACCGUCGCCGGGCCAGCCGCAUCAGCAGUUCCAUCCGCCACCACAGCCCUCCCCCGCCGGCGGGGGACCCCAACCGGCGUACACGCCGCCCACACAACAGACCACAUACCACCUGAUGUGCGUACACCCCCAAUCGCUAAUACCCAGCCCAUAUUUCCCGCCGCCGACGCCCCAGCAUCCGCAACAGAAUCAACAGUAUCAGAUCGUUAUGCAGCAGCACCAUACGCAGUGAUGGACAAUGACCAACGGGGCGGCGGUAACGAACUGGAGGGCUGGGGGAGAGGGGAGCUCUCCCGAAGGAGACUCCUCAGGCGGCUAACGAAUGGGGGCUGUACGGGCAGCAGUCGUCAAGCAACAUUUUGGACACACAGACACACCACACACAACAAAAAGAGAACCAUGAAGCAUUCAUCAUAUUCACCAGCACCUGCAUCUGCAACUGCAUUAGCAUCUGCAUUCACAUCCGCAUCUGCAUCUGCAUUCGCAUCUAGCAUCUACAAUUGCAUCCGCAUCAUCCUUGAGUAAAUGCGCGGCUUUUGUUGUCGCUCCAAGCGAUAUUCGCCAAACAAUCCAAGCAAUCCUUCCAUGCCAUUCAUGCCACACCAGCACCAGCACCAUCCCCAUCCCCAUAACCCAUAACCCCCAGCAUUCUCAGAGACCGAAACACCACACCAAUAUAACACCAACAACAAACGAAAAACAACUAGGAAAUUAUAAAAUACAAUUAAACAAAAAAAAAACAAAAAAGGGAACUAGUAAAUUUUUUUGAAAUUGCAAGACUUCUACAGCGCACGGAAGCGAACGACAACAAGAAUAACAUCAAAAAAAAGUAUAAAGCAAAACAAACAAACACCAAACGUAUGAAAGCAAAUGCAAAAAUUGUAAAAAAAAAAAAAACACUAAAAAUGAAAAAAAAAAUUAUAUUAAAAAAAAAAGGCUUAAAGCAA
Drosophila ananassae is the source of this 4404-nucleotide messenger RNA. RefSeq names its product ataxin-2 homolog. The record is from RefSeq and is a predicted model, not a curated record. Bases 450 to 3689 code for a protein of 1079 amino acids. Gene Ontology annotation, molecular function: RNA binding. The transcript has 6 exons. Gene Ontology annotation, biological process: cytoplasmic stress granule assembly. Gene Ontology annotation, cellular component: cytoplasmic stress granule. Lineage: Eukaryota; Metazoa; Arthropoda; Insecta; Diptera; Drosophilidae.